Molecule: messenger RNA, 4819 nt
Organism: Pteropus alecto (black flying fox)
Lineage: Eukaryota; Metazoa; Chordata; Mammalia; Chiroptera; Pteropodidae
Gene: GOSR1
Product: golgi SNAP receptor complex member 1
Exons: 9
Coding region: 59-811 (250 amino acids)
Biological process (GO): vesicle fusion; endoplasmic reticulum to Golgi vesicle-mediated transport
Cellular component (GO): Golgi medial cisterna; SNARE complex; Golgi membrane
Molecular function (GO): SNAP receptor activity
Source: RefSeq, a predicted model, not a curated record
GACUCUCUGGCUCGCGCCAACUCUACUCUCCAAUCCCGACUGACGUUGGACAACAAAGAUGGCGGCAGGAACCAGCAAUUACUGGGAAGAUCUCAGGAAACAGGCUCGACAGCUCGAAAAUGAACUUGACCUGAAACUAGUUUCCUUCAGUAAACUGUGUACAAGUUACAGUCACAGCAGUGUCCGAGAUGGAAGACGCGACAGGUAUAGUUCUGACACAACACCCCUUUUAAAUGGAUCAAACCAAGACAGAAUGUUUGAAACAAUGGCAAUUGAGAUUGAACAGCUUUUGGCAAGGCUUACAGGAGUAAGAGAUAAAAUGGCAGAAUAUACCAACAGUGCGGGUGUCCCCUCCUUGAACGCGGCAUUGAUGCAUACAUUACAACGACAUAGAGACAUAUUGCAGGAUUAUACACAUGAAUUCCAUAAAACCAAAGCAAACUUUAUGGCAGUACGGGAAAGGGAGAAUCUCAUGGGAUCAGUACGAAAGGAUAUUGAGUCCUAUAAAAGUGGGUCUGGAGUAAACAACAGAAGAACUGAACUAUUUUUGAAAGAACAUGAUCACCUUCGAAACUCAGAUCGUCUGAUAGAAGAGACAAUAAGCAUUGCUAUGGCAACAAAAGAAAAUAUGACUUCACAGAGAGGAAUGUUGAAAUCAAUUCAGAGCAAAAUGAACACUUUGGCCAAUCGUUUUCCUGCUGUGAACAGCCUGAUCCAGCGGAUCAACCUUAGGAAGCGGCGAGACUCACUCAUCCUGGGUGGUGUUAUUGGUGUCUGUACCAUCCUAUUGCUGUUGUAUGCUUUCCAUUGAUGGAACAUCUUCAGGGACUCUUGACAACCACCACUUUUAUGCCCUGAUCUAGACUAAGGAAAAGUAGGAAGAAGAAGUUGACUGUCCUGAUAAUUAGCCUGACCUGCAGGAUUAAUUCACGACUGAUAGUGAUGGACUCAGUGAUGUGGUCAGGGUGAGCUGAAGCCACAGUUUUUCUGUAUUGUCUUUUCUAACACACACUUCCUUAUGUUUUUAGUUAAAAACAAAACAAAACAGAGAAAGAAAAAGUUUUCGGUUGCUUUUGUCUCCCCAGGAGGUAAGUUAACCAAUCAGAAACAGAGCUUCUGUGCUUCAGUGACAGUGUGGAAGGCCGAUGACAAGCCAGGUCUUAACAGCUGGAUUCUUCAGAAAACCAGGUCUCUCUAUAUCCAAAGACUGCUUUCCUUUCAGCCACCAGAUUGGGUUGUGAAUAAAAAUAGUUCUUGUCCUUCUGUUUUACACUUAUGUUGAGAAAUCACAGGUCAUUUCUUGAUAACCUGUGCUAAAAAGUUUCUAUUCUGAGUCCCCAACUCUUUUGAUAUUCAAGAAAAAUUACAUUUUUCAUAGAUUCUUUGAGAUGGUGACAGGCCAACUUCAACAGAGUUGAGGUUAUCUGAAACAAGACAAACACUGCAAAAAAAAGCAUUUUUUUUUUUAAGUGUACACGCACUGGGGUUAGCUGUAUUGCUGGGAAAACAUCAAGAACGACAGGCUUUUUUUUUAAGGAUUCAGUUAUUGCUUUUAUUAGGUUAAUAUUUGCUACUAUUAGAUAAUGAAAUCUCAGUUGUACCAUGACAAAAGAAACUAAUGGCCAGUGUUUGUCAGCACCCCCAGCUCUGCCGCAUCAUAUCAGGAUUAACACUGGUCAUUGAGUGAGGGGACUGCUCAGGUUCAGUGAGAUCUACCCAGCAUGCCACAUGAAAAAAGACAUGGAGGGGUCUCCAUUUAGAUGAUUCCACUUGUAAAUGCUUCAUGAUUUAUGAACAGAAGUUUUAAGAACUACUGCCCAAUGUACCAGGAAUUCUGUGUCCUUUGAAAACCUAUUCAUUCCAAAUCUAUUGAGCUUUUCCAAACAUCCAGAGAAUGGUUUCACUGUUGAAGGUGCAUGUGACAGAAUCUGUCUCCAUUUGCACCUGCCCUUCUGUUAUCAUCCCUGGACAGUGACAAAAUUUUAAGCCACCCACCAGUAUUCCUUUGUUUAACCAUUUCUCAGUUUCUGUAAAUUCAUUACUUGUCUAACUGAACUAUCAUAAAUAGUUUGAAGACUUCCAGCAUCUACACUCCUCACCAAGAAAGAAGGCUGCUUCUCACUAUUGGAAUUUAUUAUGGUAUUUACAGUUUGGCUUUAGAUUGUGCCAUGGGGAAUAAAAGGUUAUUAGCAUGUAGUUCUUAACUACAUCUUAAUGUGUCAAUGAUAUUGUUCAGGUGAACUUAAUAUACAGGAUGAUAGGUAGACUAAUCCAUGGUCAGAUACAGAGGCUGAGAAGUUUUUCAUUCUGGUGUCAAAGUUUUAUUAUGUUCUGGUUGUGAAGGGCAUUUGAUAUAUAUUUUUUUAACAAUGAGGUUUAUUUUUCUAAAUGUGGAUUGAUUGAUCAGUAGUUGAUUGGGGAUGCCCUUAAAAGAAAGUUUAAGUUUUCCCAGUGUGAACAUUAAAAGAUCAGAGAAAUAAGUUCAUUUAUUAAAUUCUCUGUCGGGAGAACAAAACUUUUCUCCCCUGAUAUUUUAUUAUCUUUGAUUUUUCAAAGGGCUUUGAUUGGUGGUUGUGCCUCAGCUAGAAUAUGGAACUUUGGUUGCUAUAUAGUUGGCAUUUAUAAAAUCUGAAAUAUAAUAAAGUUAUUUAUUUAAUUAUUCUACCAGUCUUUUUCACUGGUCUGAUUAUUUGGUGCAUUCAUUGAAGCUGAUUGUGUGACAGUAAAACUAGAACCUGAGCUAGUCUAACCUUCUGCACCUAAGCAAGCAAACACUUUUGAUGACUGAUGAGCCUUUCCAUUAAGGUUCUGCUUAAAUGAAGUAAUAGAAUUGUGUUGGUUAUUUUCUUUAUGAAAAUAAAGAAACUAGUUCUUCCAAGGAAGUUGAAAAGGCGUGGUGUAGAUGUUGGUGUCAGAUCCUUCUGACUAACCUCCCAGUGCUGUAGCCCAUAGUGAGGUGACCCAGGGCCAAAUGUAGAUAGCUAGGACAGUGCUCAUUCUUUCCUCUUACGGUUCCUUCGUUUGCAGAAAGAAACAUUAGAGCAAGGAAAUAGAAGUAUGCCACUUACAAGUAGAGGCUCAAUUUUGUAUCCCCUGGUAGCAGAUUUGAACUCUGUUUCAUCCCAUUUUACUUUUUUUUAAAGUCGUCUUGGUUUUCUCUUCUUUCUUGCUGUUCUUAUAGACCUGUUGGUAGGCUCAGGAGUCAACAGUAAGCUGCUUGUCAGAGCCAGUCAGAGUUGGGAGGUCAAAAGGUAUUUUCUAUUCGUGGUCCCAAAUGUUGCCUCUUAGGGUAAAUAUUCUCCCUGAGCUAUUGUCUGAUAUAAUGGAGCUUUCCUUUUGAGACUUUUUUUGUAACCACUCAAAACGUUUCAUUUCACAUAAAGUUUGAAAAAUCAUGGCAACAUAAAGGACAGAAAAUUCAAAAAGGUAUACUUCUGAGAUUUUCUUUUAACAUGUGCUGAUAGCUUUAGUAAAAAAUGUUUAAUAACUCUGUUACUCAAGUUCAAGCACAGAUAGCCAGGUGCUUUACUUGAUCUGUGCUUGCUCUCUACAUUCUUUUUUAUUAUUACUAUUAGAUGCUGAAGGAUUUCCUAUAAACCUGCAUUUCUCACUCUUUAUUUUCUAAUAUUAGGAAAAGGGCUUUCCUUCUCCACAAUUCCUCUGUCCUUUAUACCAAAAUUCACUUUUUCCAUACUGGCCAGUACUGAGAUCAGGCAUGGGAUUAAGAUCCUGAGAAUGGAGAUGGAUAAUGAGAGGAGACAUCAUGGGGGCACUUUUUGUACCUGGAACCAAAUAAUAUUUAAUUCUUUACUAUUGGAUGCUGCAUACAUCCUAAUAGAAAAGUGUACUUAUUGAGCCUUUUGAUAUAAUGACUUUUAGAAUUGAGGUACCUUGGACUUGUAUUCCCACUGUUAAUUUUUUAUUUCACUGUUAAUAAUCUCAACUUGAUGAAAAGUACUUUAAAGAACUGGACUAGGCUUUAUGUUUUUCUAAUACCUCGUGUGAUCAUUCGCUAGAUGUGAUUUCUUGGAAGUAGACUGGGCUUUCUAACUUGCAAUAUUAAGCUAUUGAGGAUAAAUGGCCACAUCUAGUGUUACACUGAAUUUUGUGGCAAAUGUAACUGAAGAGCAAAUGGAGUCUACUCAGAAAAUUAAAAUGGUUAUGUUCCAUUCUCUUUUUGAGUUAGGGGUUGUUUAGCCUGGUCUCCAAAAAGAUGCAGAGCUUUUCAUCAUGGUCUUUAUAAACUAAUAGACCUGUUGAUAGGCUCAGGAGUCAACAGUAAGCUGCUUGUCAGAGCCAGUCAGAGUUGGGAGGUCAAAAGGUAUUUUCUAUUCGUAGUCCCAAAUGUUGCCUCUUAGGGUAAGUAUUCUCCUUUAUAAAUCUGUGUAUCCUUAAGUUUUACAGGGGAAAAGAAAAUGAGGAAAGAACAAGUGAAUCUUAAGGAUGUUUAUUGGAUCAGAAGCUGAGACAAAGCUGAGCCAUGUCUUGAGAGGUCUUUCUCAUUUUCUUUGUACCCAAGGUCUCACUUUAGUAUCAAAGUAUUUGCAUUUAUUGCCAUCCUGUUAGCUCUUAGAGAGGGAGGGAAAUCAAUUCCAAUCACACUGUACCAUGGUGAAAGAUGUUUCCUCGUGAAAAAUGCCAAUACAAAUUUUCAAAAAUCUAUUCCAAAUGCACUUUCUAAUGUUUUGCUUUUAAAAUGGCUUCUUGGAACCAGUUGUAUUGUAUUUGUAUUUAAUUUUUGUCCUCAUCUAAAUGCACAUUUUCUGACUGUAUAGAAGAAGCUUUGUUAUGUAAUUUAAUAAUAAAUUAGAAAUCUAAA